Molecule: messenger RNA, 1602 nt
Organism: Erythranthe guttata (spotted monkey flower)
Lineage: Eukaryota; Viridiplantae; Streptophyta; Magnoliopsida; Lamiales; Phrymaceae
Product: glycosyl hydrolase 5 family protein
Biological process (GO): polysaccharide catabolic process
Molecular function (GO): hydrolase activity, hydrolyzing O-glycosyl compounds
Source: RefSeq, a predicted model, not a curated record
AUGGCAACCAAAGCCAUAAUCGGCCUCCUGUUUGUUUUCCUACAAUUCGCUACAAUUUGUGAAGCAAUCACCCUGUCAACAAAUUCCAGGUGGAUAAUCGACCAAGGAACCGGAAAGCGAGUCAAACUCACCUGCGCGAACUGGGCGGCGCACAUGGAGCCGAUGCUACCAGAAGGGCUGGAGAAGAAGCCGGUGAGCUACAUAGCGAGCCAGAUAGCGAAGCUCGGCUUCAACUGCGUGCGGCUCACGUGGGCCACGUACAUGUUCACCAGGCCGGAAUAUGUCAACCUGAAAGUAUCGGAAUCUCUGGAUAGGUACAGCCUGGCGGCGGCGAAAGCAGGGAUCGGGAAAAACAAUGCGCAGUUUCUGGAGAUGAGUGUAAUAGAUGUUCAGAAAGCCGUGGUGGGUGAGCUCGGUAAGAACAAUUUGAUGGUGGUGCUCGAUAAUACAGUCAGCAUGCCGACGUGGUGCUGUAGUGAUGACGAUGGCAAUGGGUUUUGGGGUGACAAGUAUUUUGCCGUUGAUGAAUGGCUGCAGGGGUUAACUGCUGUGGCCAGGGCUUAUAAGGGAAAUCCCGCGGUUGUAGCAAUGAGUUUGAGAAACGAGCUACGUGGCAAAGGACAAAACCUACUUGACUGGUACAGAUAUAUGAAAGCCGGCGCUCAAACGGUCCACACAGAAAACCCCGAUUUUCUCAUCGUCGUCUCCGGCACUUCCUACGAUUCCGACCUCAGUUUCUUAAAACUAACGGAUUUCGAAAUCGGCAUAAACAACAAGAUAGUGUUCGAAGCGCAUUGGUACACGUUCGGCACCGGUGCGGACAAAUGGGAAGCUCAGACGAACAAUUUGUGCGCCGACUUCACCAAAACGGCUCAACGGAACUAUCUCUUCCUGACAAGCCAAUACCACGCUUAUCCGCUGUUCUUGAGCGAGUUCGGUAUCGACCAAAGAGGUACGAACGAGGCCGAUAAUCGAUACAUAAGUUGCUUGCUGGCGGCGGUGGCGGAGAUUGAUAUCGAUUGGGCGUUGUGGGCUUUUCAGGGGAGCUAUAUUUUUCGAGAGGGGAAACCUGAUGUUGAUGAGGCUUAUGGAGUUAUGAACUUUAAUUGGGAUGCUCCUAGAAAUCCGGGGUUUGUCGACAGACUGCAAAUUCUAAGACAAACGAAUCAAGUGGCGGAUUCGAAGAACCCGAGUUAUUACAUAAUGUUGCAUCCUCAAAGUGGGCAGUGUGUGCAAAUUGGCAAUACUAACAAUGUUCUACUAGCCAACUGCAAAACGGCGAGCCGGUGGGAUCAACACGAAGAUGGGGGUCUGAUGAAGUUGUCGGGGAGUUCACUGUGCCUCGCGGUGGCGGGAGAUGGUGGUGCAGCUAGUGUUUCCGGUAAUUGUAGAAGUAAGUGGAAGUAUGUAUCAAGCUCCGGCCUUCAGUUGGCUGCUCAAGAUGGAAUGGGGAAGUAUUUCUGCUUGGAAAUGAACGGUUCCGAUCACUCCACCGUUAUUACCAAGAAAUGUCUGUGUGUUGGAGACGAUCUUCGUGAUUUUUCGACAUGUGCUGAUAAUCCGGAAGUGCAGUGGUUUAAACUUGUCCCUGCAAAUGUGUAA